ACAGGGGCGCCAGGGCUGCCAGAGAUGGUCUCCUGCCUUAAAAGAAGACGGAGGAGGAGGAGGAGGAAGAAGAAGAAAAAGGGGGAAAGGCGAGCUCUGAGGGGGUUUCCUACGCGCGCGCGCGCCUUUUCCCUCAGCAGCGGGUGAGUGAGCGUGGCAGCGUUGUCUAGGCUGGGAAAAGGGCCGGGUAUCUUGACAGACACACACACACACACAGACAGAGAGAGAGAGAAGCGCGAGGCUGGAGGAAGCAGGCGAUGGAGAGGCGAAGGAGGCCGAGAGCGCCAAGCCAGUUUGCUUUCAGGUUUUCAGAAUGGGAGCUUGUGCAUAAUGCAGUGAGAAGAGAACAUGGAUGUUUUCAACCAAUAUAGGAAGAUAAUGGAUAUGCUUCCCUGAAAAAGCCAUAUAACCACCCACAAAGCAAGCAUGGCUUUUGCCCAGUCGCACAUUAUGACAGCUAGAAGGCAUCAGCACAGUCGACUCAUAAUUGAAGUUGAUGAGUACAGCUCCAACCCAACACAGGCGUUCACGUUCUACAACAUUAACCAGGGACGUUUCCAGCCCCCACAUGUGCAAAUGGUGGAUCCCAUUCCACAUGAUGCUCCCAAGCCUCCGGGAUAUACCCGUUUUGUCUGUGUAUCUGAUACUCACUCCAGAACAGAUCCAAUCCAAAUGCCAUAUGGAGAUGUUUUAAUACAUGCUGGUGAUUUCACUGAACUGGGACUCCCUAGUGAAGUUAAAAAAUUCAAUGAGUGGUUAGGCAGUCUACCAUAUGAAUACAAGGUUGUGAUAGCAGGCAAUCAUGAGCUGACAUUUGAUCAAGAGUUCAUGGCGGAUUUAAUCAAGCAGGACUUUUACUAUUUCCCAUCUGUAUCUAAACUGAAGCCAGAAAGCUAUGAAAAUGUACAGUCUCUCUUAACCAACUGCAUCUAUCUGCAAGAUUCAGAAGUGACAGUAAGGGGCUUCAGGAUAUAUGGCUCCCCGUGGCAACCUUGGUUUUAUGGCUGGGGCUUUAAUCUUCCACGAGGUCAAGCACUCUUAGAGAAAUGGAACCUAAUUCCAGAUGGAAUAGAUAUUCUAAUAACUCACGGACCACCUCUUGGUUUCUUAGACUGGGUUCCUAAGAAAAUGCAACGAGUGGGAUGUGUUGAGUUGUUAAACACAGUCCAGAGACGAAUACAACCGCGUCUUCAUGUUUUUGGACAUAUUCAUGAAGGUUAUGGAGUCAUGGCUGAUGGAACUACUACCUAUGUGAAUGCUUCUGUUUGUACAGUGAAUUACCAGCCACUCAACCCACCUAUAGUUAUUGAUUUACCGACUCCAAGGAACACAUGAUUAUUAAAGGACCCAGAGGUGAAUCCCACAACAUUAGCAGGGGCCUGCUGCUAGGCAACAUGAUUACUGGACCUGUCUUAAAUUAUGAAAAUAUUUUUUCUUCUUUCUUUAUGGACAAAAUGAAGAGGCAAGAAUGGACAGAUAGCAUAAGCGUUUGGUAUCACAGCCUCCUGGAAGUACUUUAAUGGAUCUUGCGAUAUAUGGCUUUGAAAUAACUUUUUAAUACAUAAAAAGGGUAUGCUUUCCACAUACAGAGAUACAUUGGUGCAUUUUGUACAUUCUGUAUGUUAUACUGAACGUACUAAAAAGACAUGACAAUUCAGCAAAAUGAUUGUUUAUGAAUGUUUCUAGUUUAAUUUGUGAAAUGUUAAAUAAUGGCAUCUGAUUACUUUAGAAAUGGCUUCACAGAUCAUAUGGGCAGAUUCAGUUGAAAAGAUAUGGUGGGUAUAGUACAGUACCUUAAACGUUUAAGUGGGGAAAGGAAGCAGAAUUCUUAUUCUACCGUCUUUCAAAUAAUCCGUUAAAAUAACUAGCAAUGUAUUAUUAUUUUAUUUCUUUUUGUUUUUGACAUUCAAAAGUAAGGUGAUACUUGGCUGCUUUCUAAAAUGCUGUAAACCGCAGAAACAUCAGAAAAAGGUUAAUUUAGAUUUUUUUUUGUCAUGUCAGGAGCGACUUGAGAAACUGCAAGUCGCUUCUGGUGUGAGAGAAUUGGCCGUCUGCAAGGACGUUGCCCAGGGGACGCCCGGAUGAUUUGAUGUUUUUAUCAUCCUUGUGGGAGGCUUCUCUCAUGUCCCUGUAUGAGGAGCUGGAGCUGAUAGAGGGAGCUCAUCCGCCUCUCCCCAGAUUCGAGAUUUAGAUGUAAACUCAGGAAUAUCACACACUCCUCCAAAUCCAAUUGUGUGUCCCAACUAGAACAGGUGGACUAUAUACAUGGGAUAGAUGCUGAUUUAACAUUUGGCAUUUGAUACAAUGGACUAACAAUUGUAUUUAACCCAAAGAAUUUUGCUGUAAAAUCUCAUUCUGUAACUUUACGAGUAAUACAGUUUUAUGGCAUAGGGUUUAUGUAUCAGUCAUGUCUUCAUUCCAGUUUCUCCAUUUUUAUCAUUCUUUGGCAGUGACACUGAACUCAUAACUUUAUUGAACAUAAACCAAUUUACGAGGGGUAUUUUUUAGGUAAGGUCCGUUGGAACAUAAGUACACAACAAAAGUUUAUUUCAAAAAAGUAAAUUUAUUUUCAGAAGGUACAUACUUCACUCUAUUUUUUGACAUAGUUGCCAAGUUUGUUCAAACACUUAUCAUACCUCUGAACAAAUUUUAAAAUACCCUCUUCAUGAAUCCUCGCUUCAACUGAAGCCACCAAAUUGUCUGUAAUCAAAGAAGGGUGACCGGAGCGGGUCCUCAUCAUGGACGUUGUCCCGACCAUCUUUGAAUUGUCGUACCCACUUACGCACUUUGCUUUCACUCAUAACAGUAUCACCGUACACUUCACAAAUCUGUCUAUGAAUUUCUGCAGCAGGCAGGUUCCUUGCUGACAAAAAUCAUAUCACUGAGCGAACCUCACAUGCGGUGUGUGAAUUGAUAGUCUUAAACAUUUUUAAAGCACAGAACAGAACCGUACAGGUUAGCUACAGAGCGGAAACUGAGCACAGUUGUUCCCGAGGCAUGCCGGUACACGACGCACGCGCUCGUUGCAGUAUGUGCGCGAACUACUAGUGUCUACAACAAAACGGACCUUACUUAAAAAAUACCCCUCGUAUGUUAUAUCUGGUGUUUUUUCAUUGGGGAGAGUCUCCUUUUUAUUACAUCGGAUAUAGCCCUCUGAUAAAUCAAACAUUGAAAUUCACUUGAAUAUGAUGUUGAAAGAAGGAAAAACUGAAAACAGCUGUUAUGUCCAUAAAGGGUAACUGUAUGAAUGUUUUAGAUUAGUUCCAGAGCAAAAUCUCUAGAUCUGUGCAAUCAUCUUUGCCACGUCGAAGACAGAUCUCAGACGCCAUGUCCACAUGCAACAAAGCUGGCAAAUGCACCUGCUCACCAUCUGUACUUCAAAGCUUUGGAGCUGUCCAGAUGAGCAGCUAAGAGGCAACAUAGGCAUGGAUUUUAACUGCAGAAUUUCAGGAUUUGGAGGCUCACAGUCAAAUGUGAGAGCUACAUGAAGAGAUAGACUUUGUUUAUGGUACUAAACAGCUGGUAAAUUCCACAACAUAAAGUAUUAGUUGAUUUUUCAGAAAAAAACCCCAUACAUUGUAAAGUUACCAUAUUUCAUCACAUAAUAGUUGCGCUCCUCUCUUCUUCCUCCAAGGUGAGGCAAUUUAAAAAAAUUAAAAUUGAGUUAUCUGGAAUUCAGAUCUUUCCUCGUUUCUCCAGAGAACUCAAUUCCAGGUUUUGUAAACUGCCUUGCAUUGGAAUAAGGAGAGAAGAGUGAAACUUCAGAAAUCUCCAUUUUAUAGGUUUUAAACUGCCUUGCCUUUGGGGAAAGAAGGAAAAAAAGUAAAAAAUCAACCUAAAUGGCUCUGUCACUAUUUUUAUUUAUUUAUUUAUUUCGAACAUUUCUACCCCGCCCUUCUGAACCCCUGGGGGGACUCAGGGCGGCUUACAAUUGGCAAUAAUUUAAUGCCACAUCAUAAAAUACAAAAUACAGAAUAACAAAUAACAAUUAACAUGAACAUUAAUAAAUAAAGAUUAAAACAAUAUACUUACACUCUGAUUAGCUAUUGCCUGUCUGGUGGCUGUUUAGCUAGCCAUCUACUAAUGAAUACUCCGCUUAACUUAUCCAAAUCCUCUUCCAUGCCAUAGUCAAACAUUAUUAAUUGUCCUUUAACUUGAUUGCCCGAAGGCCUGGUCCCACAGCCACGUUUUUACCUUUUUUCUAAAGGUGAGGAGGGAUGACGAUGAUCUAAUUUCCCCGGGGAGUAAAUUCCACAGGCGGGGGGGCCAACACCGAGAAGGCCCUGUCCCUCGUCCCCGCCAAGCAUGUUUGAGACAAAGGCGGGGCGUAGAACAGGGCCCCCCCAGAUGAUCUUAAACUCCGAGGUGGGACGUAGAAGGAGAUACGUUUGGACAAGUACGCUGGACCGAGCCGUAUAGGGUUUUAUAGGUCAAAACCAGCACUUUGAAUUGUGCUCGGAAUUGGAUCGGCAGCCAGUGGAGCUGGCACAACAGGGGGGUGGUAUGCUCCCUGUAUGACGCUCCGGUGAGUAAUCUAGCUGCCGCCCGUUGGACUAAUUGCAAUUUCUGAACAGUCUUC
Molecule: messenger RNA, 4579 nt
Organism: Anolis sagrei ordinatus
Lineage: Eukaryota; Metazoa; Chordata; Lepidosauria; Squamata; Anolidae
Gene: MPPED1
Product: metallophosphoesterase domain containing 1
Molecular function (GO): hydrolase activity
Source: RefSeq, a predicted model, not a curated record